Messenger RNA from Cyprinus carpio (common carp), 2461 nucleotides. RefSeq names its product major facilitator superfamily domain-containing protein 8. Gene Ontology annotation, cellular component: lysosomal membrane. The record is from RefSeq and is a predicted model, not a curated record. Gene Ontology annotation, biological process: transmembrane transport. Lineage: Eukaryota; Metazoa; Chordata; Actinopteri; Cypriniformes; Cyprinidae. Gene Ontology annotation, molecular function: transmembrane transporter activity.
ACGUUCAGAUGAUUCAAGUUAGCGCUGAAUCAACAAAAUCGAUGGACUUUAGACUGCGCGUGAAAUAACGCCGAAUUACUCUUAACACUACUGUGUUUAAAACAGCUAAAAUGGGCAUAUUAUACAGAGGCGUGAAUGCGUUUAAGAGAUAUGCGUUGUGCAAAUCCAGACAGUUUUCAGCCAAGUUAACUUGAUUAUAAAGAGCAUGUCAAUGUAAAGAGCUGACAUUCAGUGAACUCAGUCGUGUUGUCUUUUCAAUUUCGCAAGCUGCUUAAUCACCAAUAAUGUCACUUAUGGAGUCUGAUGAAAACACUCCGCUUCUCAGAGGCGAUAUUACAAGUAAUGGGAAUGCAGACAGAAGCCGCUGGAGGUCCAUCAGGGUCAUGUAUUUCACAAUGUUCCUUAGCAGUGUUGGUUUUACGAUUGUCAUCACCUCCAUAUGGCCAUAUCUGAAGAAUAUUGAUGAAAGUGCAGAUGCCAGUUUCUUGGGAUGGGUGGUUGCUGCAUAUAGUUUGGGUCAGAUGGUGGCCUCACCCCUCUUUGGAUUGUGGUCCAAUCACAGGCCUCGGCGAGAGCCUCUAGUCUGCUCUAUAUUCAUCAAUGUCUCAGCUAACAUUUACUAUGCCUAUGUCUACCUACCUCCGUCAUACAACAAAAUUCACAUGCUUUUGGCUCGUACACUUGUGGGCAUUGGAGCAGGUAAUGUAGCAGUUGUGAGGUCUUAUGUGGCUGGUGCCACUUCCCUGAAGGAGAGAACCAGUGCAAUGGCUAAUCUGAGCGCCUGUCAAGCUCUCGGCUUUAUACUUGGCCCAGCUCUGCAGGCUGUUUUGUCAUUCACUGGAGAGACUGGCAUCAGUGUGAAUGUCAUCCAGCUUCAGGUUAAUAUGUACACCGCUCCAGCUCUGUUGGCAGCCUGCUUCGGGGUCAUUAACAUUCUGCUGGUUAUAUUAGUCUUGAGGGAGCACUUUGUGGAUGAUCAUGGAAAGCUUAUCCAUGCAAUUAACUACACCCCAGAAGAGCGAGUGGAUGUGGCUCCUGAGGUAGAAGGUGAUAUCGACCAGAUCGCAGUGUUCACAUCUAAUGUCCUUUUCUUUGUUAUUCUCUUCAUUUUUGCUGUGUUUGAAACUAUAUCGACUCCUCUAUCAAUGGACAUGUUUGCGUGGACAAGAAAAGAAGCCGUUUUUUACAACGGUAUCAUAUUGGCUGCCAUUGGCUUUGAGUCCAUCCUCGUCUUCCUGGUGGUAAAAGUGGUCUCAGCACGGAUAGGAGAUCGGCCACUGCUGCUUGGAAGCUUGAUUCUCAUAUUUGCGGGUUUCUUUAUCUUGUUGCCAUGGGGAAAUCAAUAUCCUAAAAUACAGUGGGCAGACAUUCAGAAUAACACUAUGCCAACAACACAACUGGCACCCACCCCACCCUCAAACACUUCUCUGGAGCCAACUGGAUGCCCGUCUGAACAGACCUGGUGCUUGUUUACCCCUGUAAUUCAUCUCGCACAGUAUAUUACCUCUGACAUCCUAAUUGGAGUGGGAUAUCCAACAUGCAACGUAAUGUCCUACACUUUAUACUCCAAGAUACUGGGCCCCAAACCACAGGGGGUUUACAUGGGCUGGCUGACAGCAUCAGGAAGUGGUGCGCGGACCCUCGGGCCUGUGUUCGUCUCUCACGUCUACACCAUCCUGGGACCCCGAUGGGCCUUCAGUGUCAUAUGUGGCAUAGUACUAGCUGCAGUUGUUCUCCUUAGUGCUAUGUACAAACGACUCAUUGCCUUCUCUGUACGCCAUGGAAGGGUUAAUGAAUAGGGAUGUUCAUUUCGGUUAUUUUUCCUAACCAACACUCGUUAACUGAUUGUUAACUGUUAACUGACAAGAUUAUUUUAAAUUAGAACUGAAUUAAAUUAGAAAGGAUUAGUGUUUGUGACCCAUUAAAAAUACUAACAUUUGUUUCCCGGGGAUUAAUUUUUACAUGCACAAAAAGCAGCAAACAACAGAACAUGAGGAUCCAUGUGGUCAUAUCAAGCAAGGAUAUAUAUAUAUAUAUAUAAAAUGAACAAUUGGGCCUAUACAAGUAACAUAUUUUUACAUAAAUAAUAAAUUAAGGAAAUGAAAGAAAAACUGCAACAAGUAGCCUAGUAAGCAGAGUUUCGGUUCAUUUUUGUGCUGUGUGAAAGGAAACAGAUGGCAGAAAGCGGCAUUCCUAUUUUUCUAUAGGCUUAUUUUACAAAAGCACAAAGAUUUGUAUUUAUUGUGAAUGUACACAAAUAAAGGCAAACCUUUUACAAAUCUGAUUAUCUGUAGGACUAAAAGGAGUAGUUUCUUCCACUGUUAGAAGGAAAAAAUUUAAGUGAUUGCACUGGCGCCGCAUGUGUGCACGCAGUUAAGCAUUGCUACCUUGACAAUGCAGCCUGUUUAUUAUCAUAAUAAAAUACAGUCAGUCAAACAUGGGGAGGAAAAAUAUAUAUUUA